AUGAAUAUCAUCUCCCCCUUUCUCUCUCUAUCACUUUCUCUCUCUUUACCUCUCUCUCUCUCUCUCUCUCCCCCUCUCUCUCUCUCUCCCUCUUCGUUUCAAAAAAUUAAUAAAUUACCUCAAUUUACGAACCAACGGACUAUACACUCUCUAUGCCUUUCUCUCUCUCUCUCUCCCUCCCUCUCUCUCUCUCUCUCUCUCUAUCCCUCUCUCUCUCUCUCUCUCUCUCUAUCCCUCCCACUCUCUCUCUCUCUCUAUCCCUCCCUCUCUCUCUCUCUCUCUCUAUCUCUCUCUCUCUAUCCCCCUCUCUCUCUCUCUCUAUCCCUCCUCUCUCUCUCUCCCCCUCUCUCUCUCUCCCCCUCUCUCUCUCUCCCUCUUCUAUACACUCUCUAUCUCUUUCUCUCUCUCUCUCUCUCUCUCUCUCCCUCCCUCUCUCUCUCUCUAUCCCUCCUCUCUCUCUCUAUCCUCCCUCUCUCUCUCUCUCUCUCUCUCUCUCUCCCUCCUCUCUCUCUCUCUAUCCCCUCCCUCUCUCUCUCUCUCUCUCUCUCCCCUCCUCUCUUUCUCUCUCUCUCUCUAUCCCUCCCUCUCUCUCUCUCUCCCCGUUCUUCUCUUUCUAUUUUCAUUUCGAAUAAUGAAUUGAUUACUUCAGUCAAUCUUCUUCUUCUUCUUCUUCUUCUUCUUCUUCUUCUUCUUCUUCUUCUUCUUCUUCUUCUCUAUGAGCUCUUCUUCUUCUUCUUCUUCUUCUUCUUCUUCUUCUUCUUCUUCUUCUUCUUUCAUGUGCCAUAUCUCUUCAGUUCGUUGUCGGUGACAUUAUUUCAUAAAGAAUUAGAGGUUAGUUCAAUCUGUUUGUUUUUUGUUUUUUGUUUUGUUUUUUUUUGGGGGGGGGGCUUUUUCUUUUUUUUUUUUAAUUCUUCCCUACUUUUUUCUCUUUCUUUUUCUUUCUCUUUUUUUUCCAUUUUAUUCUUCUUCCCGUUCUCUUUUCCUCUUUCUUUUUCCGCUUUAUUAUUAUUCUCUUUUUUUUUUCUUUUCCAUUUUAUUCUUCUUUCCGUUUUCUUUUCUUCUUUGUUUUUCUUCUCUAUUCUUCUCCUUUUUUUCUUUUCUUUUUCUUUUCUUCUUUGUUUUUCUUCUCUUUUCUUCUCCUUUUUUUCUUUUCUUUUUCUUUUCUUCUUUCUUUUUCUUUUUCUUUUCUUCUUUGUUUUUCUUCUCUUUUCUUCUCCUUUUUUCUUUUCUUUUUCUUUUCUUCUUUCUUUUUCUUUUUCUUUUCUUCUUUGUUUUUCUUCUCUAUUCUUCUCCUUUUUUUUCUUUUCUUUUUCUUUUCUUCUUUGUUUUUCUUCUCUAUUCUUCUCCUUUUUUUCUUUUCUUUUUCUUUUCUUCUUUGUUUUUCUUCUCUUUUCUUCUCCUUUUUUCCUUUUCUUUUUCUUUUCUUCUUUCUUUUUCUUUUUCUUUUCUUCUUUGUUUUUCUUCUCUUUUUCUUUCCAUUUUAUUAUUCUUUCUUUUUCUUUUUCUUCUUUUUUUUUUUCUCUUUUUUUUCCAUUUUAUUAUUCUUUCUUUUUCUUUCUUCUUUGUUUUUCUUCUCUUUUCUUUUCCAUUUUAUUAUUCUUUCUUUUUCUUUUCUUCUUUCUUUUUCUUCUCUUUUAUUCUCCUUUUUUCUUUUCUAUUUCUUUUCUUCUUUCUUUUUCUUCUUUUUGCUUCUCCUUUUUUCUUUUCUUUUUCUUUUCUUCUUUCUUUUUCUUUUUCUUUUCUUCUUUGUUUUUCUUCUCAUUUCUUUUCCAUUUUAAUAUUCUUUCUUUUUCUUUUAUUCUUUGUUUUUCUUCUCUAUUAUUCUCCUUUUUUCUUUUCUAUUUCUUUUCUUCUUUCUUUUUUCUUUUUUUGCUUCUCCUUUUUCUUUCUUUUUCUUUCUUCUUUCUUUUCUUUUUUUCUUCUUUGUUUUCUUCUCUUUUCUUUUCCAUUUUAUUAUUCUUUCUUUUUCUUUUCUUCUUUGUUUUUCUUCUCUUUUCUUUUCCAUUUUAUUAUUCUUUCUUUUUCUUUUCUUCUUUCUUUUUCUUCUCUUUUCUUUUCCAUUUUAUUAUUCUUUCUUUUUCUUUUCUUCUUUCUUUUUCUUCUCUAUUAUUCUCGUUUUUUCUUUUCUAUUUCUUUUCUUCUUUCUUUUUCUUCUUUUUGCUUCUCCUUUUUUCUUUUCUUUUUCUUUUCUUCUUUGUUUUUCUUUUUCUUUUCUUCUUUGUUUUUCUUCUCUUUUCUUUUCCAUUUUAUUAUUCUUUCUUUUUCUUUUCUUCUUUGUUUUUCUUCUCUAUUCUUCUCCUUUUUUCUUUUCUAUUUCUUUCUUCUUUCUUUUCUUCUUUUUUUGCUUCUCCUUUUUUCUUUUCUUUUUCUUUUCUUUUUUUUUCUUUUCUUUUCUUCUUUGUUUUUCUUCUCUUUUUCUUUUCCAUUUUAUUAUUCUUUUUCUUUUCUUUUUCUUCUUUGUUUUCUUCUCUUUUCUUUUUCCAUUUUAUUAUUCUUUCUUUUUCUUUUCUUCUUUGUUUUUCUUCUCUUUUCUUUUCCAUUUUAUUAUUCUUUCUUUUUCUUUUCUUCUUUGUUUUUCUUCUCUUUUCUUUUCCAUUUUAUUAUUCUUUCUUUUUCUUUUCUUCUUUGUUUUUCUUCUCUUUUCUUUUCCAUUUUAUUAUUCUUUCUUUUUCUUUUCUUCUUUGUUUUUCUUUUCUUCUUUGUUUUUCUUCUCUUUUCUUUUCCAUUUUAUUAUUCUUUCUUUUUCUUUUCUUCUUUGUUUUUCUUCUCUUUUCUUCUCCUUUUUUCUUUUCUAUUUCUUUUCUUCUUUCUUUUUCUUCUUUUUGCCUCUUUUUUUUUCUUUUCUUUUUCUUUUCUUCUUUCUUUUUCUUCUUUUUGCUUCUCCUUUUUUUCUUUUCUUUUUCUUUUCUUCUUUCUUUUUCUUCUCUUUUCUUCUCCUUUUUUCUUUUCUUUUUCUUUUCUUCUUUGUUUUUCUUUUCUUCUUUGUUUUUCUUCUUUUUCUUUUCCAUUUUAUUCUUCUUUCCUUUUUCUUUCCUUCUUUGUUUUUCUUCUCUAUUCUUCUCCUUUUUUCUUUUCUUUUUCUUUUCUUCCUCUGUUUUCUUCUUCCUUAUUUUUCCUUCUCUUUUAUUCUUUUCUUCUUGUCCUAUCUUUUCUCUUAUCCUUCCAUUUUUCUUUUAUUCAUCGCUUUUUCUUCUUUUUCCUUUUCUUCUCGAUUUCAUUUUCUUCUUCUCUUUUCUUUCUAUUUCAUUCUUCUUCCUUUUUUCUUUUCUUCUUUUUUCCCUUUCUUCUUUUUCUUUCUCUUUCAUUCUUCCCUUUUUCUUUUCUUUUUCUUUUUUGCACUUUUAUAUUUCUCUUUUUCAUUUCUUCUUCUUUCGUCAUUCUCUUUUAUUCCCCCUUUUUUUUCUUCUCCUUUCUUUCUCUUUUAUUUUUUCCUAUUUUUCCUUUUCUUCUUCUCUUUUUUAUUUUUUCCUUUUUUUUUCCUUUUCUUCUUCACUUUUUCCUUCUCCUCAUUCGUCUCCUGUCUGCUCUGAUCUCUGUGCGUAUGAUGUCUUUUCGAAGUCGGCUAUAGUCAAGACUCGCAUAAAUCAAUUCGCCCGUUCAGCGUGGCCCACGUGUUCCAGUGUUUGA
This is a messenger RNA of Acanthosepion pharaonis, 3627 nucleotides long. Lineage: Eukaryota; Metazoa; Mollusca; Cephalopoda; Sepiida; Sepiidae. The record is from the annotation of a GenBank genome assembly.